Molecule: messenger RNA, 1152 nt
Organism: Suillus subalutaceus
Lineage: Eukaryota; Fungi; Basidiomycota; Agaricomycetes; Boletales; Suillaceae
Exons: 7
Coding region: 1-1152 (383 amino acids)
Source: RefSeq, a predicted model, not a curated record
AUGCAGCGUGGAGUUAAUUGGCUUGCAGGCAUUGAGGCUUCCAUGGAGGUGCAGCAGGCAACUGAGACAGCCAACAGGGCAAAACCAGUAAAACCCCAGGCUAGACCAGUGAAGAAGAAGGAGAGUAUGAAGGAGAGCAUGCAAGGGGCAACUAGUGAGCUCACCUCAAAGAAUCAUCCAGUGCAAGCCGUAGUUCAAGAUGCAGGUGGUCACCACACAGCUAAUAGCACGGGUGUAGGUGCAGGCAAUGGCAAGGCAAUUGGAAAUGAGGAGUUUGAGAAUCAGGGCAGAAAGACGAAGAGGAAAAAGAAGGCCAACCCUACCAUAUCAUGUGAAGCGUCUACGCUUCGCUUUAUGAACCUUACUUGGGGGCUCAGAAAUAAGAAAUAUGGCCUUUUGGGCAAGGUUCAUAACUGUAUUCCCACUGCAACUGUUUCCACCAUUUCUCUGGGCAUUUCAUCAGCAAGAACAGGCCAAACAGUUGCGACCACAGUCUCACUUGCAAAAGAUCCACCUCCUUCCUUGACUGACUCAUCCAGGACUUCAGACAUUCCUGCAUCAGACGAAGAUGGAGACGUCAACGUUGACAUUGACAUUGACGUUGAUGCUGACAACAAUGAAGACAAUGAAGAAUUCAAAGAGCAUUUGUCGUCUCUCAUUGCUAAUGAAAAAGGAAGGGAGGGGGUGCAGGUUCAAUCAACUCACACCAUUAGUUCCACGAAGAGGCCAAUUGAAGCAGUUGACUUGAUAGACCCUGCUGAUGACUCCAUGAUACUUGACACUUCUGAUCUCAUGACUCCCGAGGUCGAGCCCAUUCCUACUGAGCUAGCACGGAUCACUUCGAAGACUAGCAUAACAGUCUGCGAGAACCUAAACCCACCCAAGAAGGCCAAGUUAGAACCAGCAUCCCAGAUCACAAGCAUUCUGGCAUCACCUGAGCCCGAUUUGAUGUUUGCCGACAUGUUGAUGAAGCCAAAAAGUGCCCAGCCUAAUUUUUGGUCCAUCGAGGCCGACAAACUACUUCCAGUGCUCCAGGCUAUUUUUGACAUUGCUUAUCCAGGAAUGAAUCAUAAUGUCCAACCAAAAGGCCCUAUCAUUGGUUUGUCAUCUCUAAUGAAAGGUGAAUCAGCGCAUUUGCUCCUGGCGCAGUAA